GCAGCUGCGGCAAGCCGGCCAACUUGGAUCCGGCGCGCAGGCAGGCAGGCAGGCAGGCAGGCAGGACUGGGGGUGGCCGCCUGGCUUUGGCGGGGCUUCUGCUCGCGGCUCCUCGCUCGCGCUUGGCCAGAGGCUCUUGGAAGCGGCGGGCUGUUAAUACCGGGAGCUCCUGCGUGCGACGCACCGGUCAAGGAAGGGCUGCUGUUCCUGCUGUCGUAGCCGCGGCUGCUUGGGGAGGCAAACAGAACCAAAGGAGAGAUGGUGCCAUCUGAAAGGGAAUCUGUUCUUUCUAAUGAAAAAUAAGACCAAGAGUUUCAGAGUGGAGAACCGGAUAUUUACGUUGAAGCUGCAUCAAGUGUUGACUGUGAAUCUUGGGCUGUGCCACUUGAAGAGGCCGAUUCUGAAGGUCUGUGCAAUAAAACCCAGCAGCUCCAGAGACUGAUCAUGGAAAUCAAGGAAGAGACAACGGCAGAUGAAGCACAGCAAUUUCUUCCCUCAGUACAGGCAGACAGUCUUGCAGAGCCUAAACUUACGGGUCUUAAGAUGACGGCCAGUGAAGCAAAGUUUGAAUUCAGUCUUGCAUGCAAAGAUCUAGUAGCUCCUACUCGUGAUCGGAAGCUGAACACAUUUGUGCAGAUCACAGUGGUGCAUCCAGGGGAACAGACGUCAGUUAGAUAUUCAAGCACGGAAAUUGUGGAGGGAACAAGAGACCCACUGUUUCUGACUGGUGUGACGUUUCCACCAGAUUACCCUAUCUAUGAAGAAACUAAAAUAAAACUAACAGUCUAUGAUGUUAAGGAUAAAUCUCAAGACACAAGAAGCUUCCUGGGUUGUGCAACCUUUAAGGUAGGCGAGUUAGUGAAAUCAAAGGAGCAACAAUUGACUUUCAGCCUGAGAAGUUCUGAUGGUGGAAAAACAGUUGGCACUAUAGACAUCAGCCUUGUGAAGAUGGGGAAGACAGAGGAUGGGGAGACAGAUCACAAUGCAGCAGAUGUGCAGGGACAAAAGUGUGCCUUGGUUUAUGAGUGUACAUCCCCUGAAAAGAACAGUAGCAAAGACAAUUUACCUUUAUUAAAUGCAGUAUUAAAAAACCCGAUCUGUAAGUUGUAUAGAUUUCCCUCUUCUGACAACAAAUGGAUGUGUGUUCGAGAACAGAUGUCUGAGAGCACUCUUUCUUUUCAUAUUCCCAAGGAACUCAUCAACCUGCACAUAAAGGAGGAUAUGAGAAGGAAUCAGGAUCUUAAAGAACUUGGUGAACUUUCUCCACAUUGGGACAAUAUGCGUAAAAGUGUUAUUUCCCACUGUGAUCAAAUGUUGACUCUGUAUCAAGACAUGCUUGCCGAACUAGGGAAGUACACAGGCUCUUCUUUCAAAUCAAGCUGCAGUAAAGGGGAAAAGACACUGGAAUUUGUUCCAGUCAAUCUACAUUUGCAGAGAAUGUAUGUUCACAGUCCUCAGUUAAAAGAUGUUUUGUAUGAUGUCAUUACUGUCGGAGCCCCUGCAGCACACUUUCAGGGAUUCAAAAAUGGUGGUCUUCAGAAACUACUAAAUAAGUUUGAGUCAGAAAGGCGAAAUACUGGGUACCAGUGUAUUUACUAUUCACCAGAAAACAUAGCCAAGGCAAAAGAAGUUCUCAGUAACAUCAAUCAUCUACAGCCUCUCAUAUCAAGCCACACAGACCUGCUGCUUAAUUCUGCCAGACAGCAUUUGCCAGACAGCUUGAAGAAUUCCUUAAAGACGCUUUCAGAAACGACAGAGUUAUUUGUGCAUGCAUUUAAGGAUCAGCUGAUCAGAAGUGCCCUUUUAGCUCUUUACAUGGCUCGUCCAGGUUGUGUUCUAAAAAACCCAACUGUGCCGAGGAUCAGCGUUGAAGAUAGCAGUGAUCAGCUAAAUCAGGAACAUCCACAUGAAAUUAAGAGACAAGAUUCUAUACCUCACCAUUCAGAAUAUGAUGAAGAAGAGUGGGACAGGGUAUGGACCAACGUUGAAAAGAGUUUAAACUGCAUUAUUGCGAUGGUGGACAGAUUGCUUGAAAAAGAAAACAUCCCCAGUGUAGCUAAGGAAAAUGAAAGUGACCCUUCACCAGCAAAACAUGAGGCAUCUCCUGUAAGAGGUGACUGGUAUGAACAGCUUUAUCCAUUGACAGUUACACUGAAGGACUGCAUUGGAGAGGUGGUGACUAGGGCAAGACAAUCCAUGUCUUUCAUACUGCUCCAAGAACUUGCAUGUAGUUUGCCACAGUGUUUAAUGCUGACACUAAGAAGAGAUAUUGUCUUCAGUCAAGCACUUGCUGGAUUGGUCUGCGGAUUUAUAAUCAAAUUACACUCCAGUUUACGUGAUCAAGGCUUCCUCCAACAGCUUCAUUUGGUGGGGUUAAUAGUUCAAUAUGAAGGACUUCUCAGUACGUACAGUGAGGAAAUGGGGAUGCUAGAAGACAUGGUUGUGGGAAUAUCAGAUUUACAAAAAAUCAUCUUUAAAAUAACAGAAGCCAAAUCAGAUGACCUUUUGCCUGUUAUAACUGGAAGGCGUGGUCAUUAUGUAAUAGAAAUCAAGCUUCCAGGAAAGAUGUUUGAACUGCUGCCACAGGAAAUUAAAGAAGGAAAACCUAUCCAGGUAUACCCUGUCCUCUUCAAUAUUGGAAUUAACGAACAGCAAACACUUGCAGAAAGGUUUGGAGAUACUUCUUUGCAAGAAAGUAUUAACCAGGAGAAUUUGGAGCUGCUAAAAAAAUAUUACAAGUUGUUCAUGGAAAAAAUGCCUUCUGAUUGCCUACCAUAUUUUCAAGAACAGAAUGACUUAAAAGGAUUACUAGAAAAUCUCCAUCAAAAUAUUCAGGCUAAAAAAAGAAAGAAUGUGGAAAUCAUGUGGCUGGCUGCAGUGAUUUGCCGCAAGCUCAAUGGAAUCCGAUUUACCUGUUGUAAAAGUGCCAAAGAUAGGACAUCAAUGUCAGUGACACUGGAACAAUGUUCAAUUUUAAGAGAUGAACAUCAGUUACAAAAAGACUUUUUUAUUCGCGCACUGGACUGUAUGAGGAGAGAAGGAUGCCGCAUAGAGAAUGCACUGAAGAAUGUCAAAUGCAGAAAGUAUGCUUUCAACUUGAUACAGCUGAUGGCUUUCCCAAAGUACUACCGACCACCAGAGGGGACAUAUGGAAAAGCUGAUACCUAAGCAUUUAGACCAAAAAAAAAAACACGGAUCACACAGACAUGCUCAUUAGUUGACAUGAAUUGCUUUGUUUUUAUGUGUGCCUCACAGAAUUGGAGAGUGCAAGAGCAAAACUAUAUAGGAGUUAUUUUUGCUAAAAUUGUAUUGUCAUUGGGGAGGGGGAGUGAUAAAGUACAGUAGGUUGAGUGCUUUGAAACUGGCUGUUUGUUUAUAUAAACAUAACCUUUUCAUAAAAACUGUGUCAGAAGCCAGCCACAAUUAAAAGUUCAGUCAUUAAUCAGAUUGACAACCAAGUGCUGAGACAUAAGUAAGUCAGCAGGGGUUCCCAUGAGCCGGGACUGAAAUAAUACCUUGUUCAUCACUGAAUCAAUUCAGGAUUGAUAGCCAAGCAACGGUGCUACUCCACUGUAAUACAUAAGAACCUUAAUACAUUUUGAGAGGGAUUUUAAUUUUGGUGACCUUCCAUAAUAAUAAAAAAAUGGAUAUAACAUUCUGCUCUUCUAGAUAAUCUCUGCUAGAUAAUCUCUGCUGUUUUGGGCACAUGCAUUAAUGUUAAGAAAGCUAAUUUUGCACACUUACCUAAAGCUUGAAUGUCAUCCAUGAUUCUCAGUACCAAAGGUGUGAUCCAGAGAAGCAUGAUUGGAGUUCUGCUCAGACAGUGGGGAUUUCUUGCCUCUUGCCACUGCAGCCCCUGAAAAGUCAUUCCUGAGGCUUGGAGGAUGCUCUGGAACAAUCUGGGAUGUGGUGCAGAGGUCCACGGCUGGAAAGGUUAAUCCUCCACUGCAUGAGUCAAAGUGCCUUCCACUUAUAUAAAAAGGUCUUUGGGCCACAGCCCAUGCUUACAAUUGCCUUUGAGGAUCCAGAGCUGAACCAGCCUCUCUCUAUUAUUAGGGUGACCAACAUAGCUGCUUUUUACUACGUCACGAAUUUUUAAAAAAAAAAAAUAUCUGGAAUUCAUCACAGAAAAGGCAGGAGCUAUUUUCCAGACAAAUGUGUAUGCAAGCCAAUGCAAAUCUCAUCUGAAUAUCAGAUAAAGGAAGGGGGGGAAAGGUCCAUAGGCUGCAUCCACACAUGACUGCGCUAUUAUUGCACUAUUGCAAUCAUUUGCAAUUUGAUUGUCUUGCCGCCUAAGACAAGUUGUUAUAGUGGUUCACAGUGAAAGUUUCAUCCAGGAUAUGCUAGUGCAUGAAAUCUGAAACAACAAUAUUUCAUUUAAAAUGUGUACUCUCUCUCCAUCAUUUCAAUGCUAACUGGCAAAGCCGGCAGUGGGGACCUGGGUAAGAAAUUGAAUUGUCUCCAAUGGAAAUAAGAAUGAUUUCACAAGCACUAUGACCGCAGUAAAUAAAAGGGCAAAAAAGACAAGCCAGUAAUCUGGUCUUGCAGACAGCUGUGCUCACAGGUUUGACACACAAAUAGUAAAAGGAUCCUUUUCAUUAUUAAGAUGUGGUGUGCAUUUGUUUGUAAUUAAAAUUAUAUAAAAGCUCCAUCUUCAGAGGUGAUGUGCUGAUCAAUGUAUUCAUAUUGAUGUAAGCGACAGGCUCUUUAAAAUGUUUUCUCUGUGAAAACUAUUGGAAGGUUGCAGAGAUGUAGGGUUUUCUGACUGAAGCAUUCCUUCUAGUAUUGCCAUGGUGAAAUGCCAUCUGGCAUUUCUUGUCUCAUUUUUGUUAAGCUUACAUGUGUCCCACUGAAUUCAAUAUAUUUCAGUGGAGCCAGUGUUUUCACUCACUACAGUAUCAUACUAUGCACUUUAGAGCAAUUUUUGCCCUUUAGCAAAGAAACCAACCAAAGUGUACAGAAAGAUGUCAGUAAACAUCUAUAUGGAGUUUCUUUUGUUUUGCUUUUUUGCAGAAUAUGUCUGUACUGACAUAUCAUACAGGCAAGUAUCAUUUGGAGAUGUUGAACUAUGUAUAAUUUGGCUAUUAUGGAAUUAUUCAUAGUAGUAUAUACUAUUUCAUUAUGUCUCUGAUGUGUGUUGUAAUAAAAUAAUAGUACUACAUGUACUGUAAUUAUAUAUAAAUCUCUGACCAAAGCUAAAAAAGCUUUAAGUCAUAAAUUUUAAAGGCCAGGUAUGUGUCAUCUACCAGCUCUUCUAUACCAGCCCCCCUGAAAUGAAAUGUCUGUACUACCGUUCAUUUGUUCCAAUGGAACAAAUGUGCAGGAGAACGUAAAUGAAGAAUAAAACAGACAUGCCAGCACAUGUCUUUUGCAACAAUUAUAUAUGGCUCGCUCCUAAACCAUGGGUUGGAUCCAUUCCUUGUACUUGAACCCUUUCUUUAGCUGAAAAAGCCCUCCUAGAACAGAAUAAACUGGAAUCUUCCCUGACCUGUGGAUCCUAUUACAGGUGUGGAUCCAACCUAUAGUGGUGCUUUAAAAAGCUAAAAUUGAAACUAAUAUUUU
Messenger RNA from Sphaerodactylus townsendi, 5562 nucleotides. It is a transcript of the gene INPP4B, whose product is annotated as inositol polyphosphate-4-phosphatase type II B. Lineage: Eukaryota; Metazoa; Chordata; Lepidosauria; Squamata; Sphaerodactylidae. Gene Ontology annotation, cellular component: cytoplasm. The transcript is spliced from 24 exons. Gene Ontology annotation, molecular function: phosphatidylinositol-3,4-bisphosphate 4-phosphatase activity. The record is from RefSeq and is a predicted model, not a curated record. Bases 445 to 3168 code for a protein of 907 amino acids.